UCACAUCCCGUAAUCUCUAAUCCGGCUCAGCCAACAGACUAGAAUGACGAACUUCCUGCCUACAUUAUCUUGUAUUCAGGGGAUUUUUCACUGUAAUUACUAAAAGCGAACUACUUGAUAACGAAAUAUGACAUAGAGACGCCGAGUGAGUGUCGCGAAGGAGCUCAAGGCGAAACAGUUUCGUCGUGACAGUCAACGAUGUUCUUUGUAUGCUUGUUGUCUUCCUGUGGCCAAGGACGGGGAAUUGGAAAACCACAAAGAGACUGAGCCCGUGUGUUGAUCGAGCAAAGUGUCAUCCGAACUUGAAUAGGAUAUCCCAAGCAUUAAUUCGCCAGGAUUGUCGUAGUUUUAAAUCACGUUCAAUGCAGCGGUCGUCUGUUGACUUCUUCGUCGAGUGGAGGAAGGCAUUCUCCAGUUGCAGUAGGUUCCCUUUACAUUCAUCUCUUCCGGCAAAGUCACUACAGAAGGGAAAUAGGCCUGUUACUGCAAUUAACGAGAAUUUAUGGGAUCACAAGUUUCAUCUGAUGAGAUGAGCGUGCGAGCGGGGCAGGGCAGUGACGAGGUGCUGGUGUCACAGGCGGUGUGGGAUUACCUUGCAGCCGCAGGACGACCCUGGUUGGUCGACUUCGAGGACAAGCAGGGACUGAGUGCGGACAUCAUCCGGCGCGGGGAGCGUGGUGGCUGCUGUGCCGUGCGGCUCUCCCCGGUGGAGGGCAGCAGCAGGGCCAGGGCUGGAAUGAUGGAGGGGCCAGUUUCUCCUGUUACACGGAAAGCUUUCAUAGACUUAUGCCGUUGUGCCCGGAAAGAGAUGACCAAACAAGAAGCGGCUCCUAAAAGGAAACGUUCGCUGUUACCAUGCAUGACGGCAAUGGAACCCGACGGGGAAGGGAGCUUGUUGCCUCCGCCUCCCCCUCAACCACGGCGCUCGCAGAGGCAACAGCAGAAAUACAGGAAAAAUGCAGACAUGGACACCUGUAUGGUUUUACCCAUGCAACAUGAGGCCGCAGCAAGGACCGGCGCCGAAUUAGCCAUCACUCGUGAAGAAGAGAGCACCGUUUGCUCUAUCUGCAUGGGUGAAAUCGUGGAAAAGACAACUCUGGACAAGUGUGGCCACUCGUUCUGUCGGUCCUGCUUAGAACAGGCAUUUCAGGUCAAAAAAGCGUGUCCUGUGUGCAGGCUGGUAUAUGGACAGCUUAUUGGUAACCAACCGGCCAGUGGGACCAUGAUGGUUGAAAGAGACCCAGACCUGGAGUUGCCUGGCCAUGAAGGUUAUGGCUGCAUAUGCAUUAUUUACAGUUUCCCUCCCGGUUUGCAAGCGGUAAAGCAUCCAAACCCUGGGGUGAGGUAUCCAGGCACAGACCGAGUGGCAUACCUGCCAGACAGCCCUGAGGGAAACCGUGUCCUCCGUAUGCUGCGGCGGGCCUUUGAGCAGCGCCUCAUCUUCACCAUAGGCACCUCCAUGACCACCGGCAUGCAUAAUGUUAUUACCUGGAAUGAUAUUCACCACAAGACCUCCAUAUGGGGCGGACCACGAUGCUUUGGUUAUCCAGAUCCUACAUACCUUGUUCGGGUGACAGAGGAACUGCGAGAGAAAGGAAUAACAGCUGAUUGAUUUGUGUUGAGCACUUGAGAAGUUUCAAAAGGAUGGCAAACGUGUGCGCUUGACCACAGUCUCUUCACAAACACACUGUCGAGUCAAGCCACAGUCAUCUGCUGCAGCAUUGAUUUGAUCAGGACGCGGUUUCACAAUGUUUCAUUUCAGUCUUUAUGUUUAGCUUUGUUCUUUAGUUUACUUGAGUGUAGGCAGUGUUUCUCACAUACACUAUUUUCUUUGGUACAAACCUGGGGUGCACUUUACUGAGACAGAUUGUUCAGUGUACUCAGCUGAGUUUAAGAUACCCACUGGACUGCUAAAAUGUGAAUGUCAUGAAGGUGUACACAAUUCCUCGUCUACAGUACAAGCCUCCUCUACCCUGUUUCAGGUUAGAAUCACUAGGCUGCUGGCCUUCCUCUUCUAACUCAGUUUGUUCCAUCCAAACUAUCCUUUAGAACAGCUAAUGGUAAGACAAAUGGCAUAGCACAGUUAAAUGGGUACAGCUGGGACAAUCCCAUACAACCUUUUUUUCUAGUAAUCAGCACUAAGAGGCACUUUGUGAUGGAGGUAAUCUUUUUAUUAUGAGAAUUUAAAGUGGAUUCUGCCUGAUCUUCCAGAGUGCAGGAACUAGAGAGGUUAUUUGUGGGCUUUUCUGAUUAUAAGCUCGAUUUCAGUUUGUCCUAGCUUUCAUCACUUAUAAUGUUCGUUUUUGUCGUUUAUUUCAGUAUGAUGUGCAUAAAAAGUAAUAUUUUUUUUGCUUUAUGUUUAUUGGGUUCCGUUUUCCCUAGUUUGUAUUUUUAGGCUGUUUUUUGAGUUUAAACUUCUGUCACAUAUAUAUAAAAAAUGAUGUCAAAACGAAAGGGCGUUAAACCACUUAAACCAAACUAAAAUGUAAUAGCUCUAAACUUUGCUGUAACCAUCAUGUUUAUGCCUCAGACUUGGAGCAAAGCCUAGCACUCAGUUUAUUUUGAAGAAAAUUGUCCAUAAAAAAUUUGCUGAAGUAGAAAAUAAUUCAGUAACACAGCAAAUGACUCACAAAAAUACGUCCAGGUCACAUUUAAUCCCAAAAUCAAAAAGAAAAAAGAGAAAUUUUAUUAAGAUUGUAUUAAGAUUUUUUUUUAUUUAUUUUUUUCAUGUAACAUUAUUUUCUGAUAAUAUUUUCAUGAUUCAAUUGGGAUAAAUUUUCCUCCAUAUUUCAAUAAUUAUUUUUUGUUAUAUCUGUUAUUCUCAAUUAUAAUUUUCUUUACUAUAACACAUUUUACGGUAAAACAGUAAUGCACUUAAUUUGUUUUAUUUUUAGCACAAGUUAAAGACUUAAUUUAAAUAAUUGCAUUUCAUUUGAAAUAGCUAAAAAUAACAUUUUUGAAAUACAUUUAUAAUAUAUGAUACCAUGCAAAACCCACAAUAAAAGCCUAAUGUAUUAACUUUAUUUUUUUUUCCUUUGAUUUUGUUGGGAGAUAUGACCUAGGUUUUGUGAGAUUCAUCCAGAUAUCUUAAAUAUACUGUAUGCUAGGCUGCUGUGGUCCAUGAAGCAGAUUUAUCGAAUUUGUUUUGUAUUUCUCUCAUUGAAAUGUUAUUGUGCCUUCUGCUAAAGGUCACAGCCUGUUAUAACUAACGGUACUCAUUACUUGUUGAUAUUGGUUCAACAGUGUUUGAUCAAUAUGAAGCAUUAACCUUAUAGCAGUCUUUCAGCUUUACGCAAAAUGCAUCAUAAUUUCAAAAGCGUUGAUCAGGUCUCAAAUUGUUUUGCACAAACCAAAACAUUUACUUUGUGUUAUGUUUUUUUUGUGUGUGUUGUUAGAGGUUGCUUAUGUUUUACAGUAUCACUUAACAGAAAAUAGUAUCAGAUUUGUGUUUUGUUUUGCUACCAUAUUCUCUUACUCUCACCUUUAUGUUAUGAAGGACCAAUUCAAUCAGGAUUUGUAGGACUUAAGUGUUUCUGUCAUGCAAAAUUCUAUGCACUUCAAAAUCAGAUUUAUGAAAUAGACCUCUUCAGAUGACUGAUUGUUCAAAUUAAAUAAUUUGCCUUUAUAGUUAUGUUGAUUUGUAUUACAUAUUGAAUUGUAUGCUACAAUUAAAUUGUGCUUUACAUUUUCAUACUUGAAUAAAGGGAUUCUGUUCUGUUA
This is a messenger RNA of Cyprinus carpio (common carp), 3720 nucleotides long. RefSeq names its product probable E3 ubiquitin-protein ligase DTX3 (gene dtx3). Bases 503 to 1612 code for a protein of 369 amino acids. The record is from RefSeq and is a predicted model, not a curated record. NCBI's taxonomy places the organism in Eukaryota, Metazoa, Chordata, Actinopteri, Cypriniformes, Cyprinidae. The transcript is spliced from 5 exons. Gene Ontology annotation, biological process: protein ubiquitination; Notch signaling pathway.